Molecule: messenger RNA, 1572 nt
Organism: Halteromyces radiatus
Lineage: Eukaryota; Fungi; Mucoromycota; Mucoromycetes; Mucorales; Cunninghamellaceae
Exons: 8
Coding region: 1-1572 (523 amino acids)
Molecular function (GO): protein binding
Source: RefSeq, a predicted model, not a curated record
AUGACUAGUUUUUCUAUCUAUUCAACGCUUUAUGUGAUAUUAUAUCUUGUUUUUGUACAAAAUCCUUCUCUUAUCCAUUCUUUGAAACCAACACCUCGAUGGGCAAAUAGAUCAUUAGUAUGUUAUGGUGGUGAACAAAUAGGUAAUACAUUAUCCAAUGAGGUAUUUAGCCUAGAUCUAUAUCAUCCAUGGGAUACCGCAGAGCCUUUAUGGGAACAACUUCAAGUAGAACCACCUAUUUCGCCUAGAGCUUAUUUUAGUUCGGCACCUUGUUGGAAACAAGGCUUCAUCAUUAAUGGAGGCAUCACCAAUGAUUAUGCAACUUCAAUCAAUUCAACUUAUUUGUAUGAUAGUGAAAAGAGAACCUGGAUUAUGUCAACUCUUAGAAGUUCUUCCAUUUUUCCUCCAAGUGACCCAUCUACGUAUCAUGGAACAACAUCCACUUCUUAUUAUACUAUUUGGACCGUAUUAGAUACCAAUACCUGGGCUUUUAGUAUACCUGUCGCACAUAGCUCAAGUCCAGCUCCAAGGAUCGAUCAUACAGCAACUUUGAUCACAAAUCAAGAAAUCUUGAUCAUGGGAGGUGUCGUUUUUUCUAAAAAUGUUACUGAUCCCUUGGGUGGUCAAACUUUGCUACCUGUAUCCAUGAAUCAACUCUUAUUAUAUAACACUGCUACUGGCAAAUGGAAGAAUUUUACUGCUGGCGGUAAUAUUCCUGCUCCUCGUCGUGGUCAUUCCGCUGUCUUACAUCCAGAUAAUGAUAGUAUCAUCGUUUUUGGUGGAGGUACUCCAGAUGACAAUCAAGUAAUGCUUAAUGACGUUUUUGUUCUUCAACUCGAAAACCUGCAAUGGAACUCACCUUCAAUUAUUGGUGUUCCUCCAAAACCAAGGAAAUAUCAUCAAGCCAAUCUCAUGGAUAAUCUGAUGAUAGUGACUUUUGGGUUUGAGAAAACGGGAACCGGUUACAACGAUGUAAAUAUUUUGGACACAAGGAAUUGGCAAUGGAUCACCACUUAUACACCGAACCUGGGCUGGUUAUCAGGUAAUAUUUCAUCUAAUAGUGGUACGGCAAGAAACAGUAGUGGUAUCUAUAGCAACCCGUAUGCUGGCAAUCAAGAUCCGAACUAUCCAAAAGGUACUCCUUAUGCUUGGGACGAUCCAAACUCUUCUUCAGGUGAAGAUCCUGAAAGUCAUGAAGAAAACAACCCUACAGAAUCAAAAAUCAAGGCAGGUGUAGUGGCUGGUAUUAUCAGUGGAGCUGUCGUUGUGCUUGGUGGUGGUAUCUUUUUUAUUGUAAGCAAGGCUCUUGGACGACAACGACAUUACCUGCAACGGCAACAACGACUACAAAAACAACAGCAAGAUCAAAAACAGGAUAUACUUCAUAAAUUGGAUUAUAAGCACAAUAAUAUCAUUACUUUGGCCGACUUGGGUGACAUGUCUAUGAUCAAGCCAGAUAAUCGGUCCUCCUAUGCCCAUGCUUAUGAUGAUGGUGAACAACACAAACCAAAUGAACAUGAAUGUGGACAAGAACAAGAUCAUACCACUUUAAAUGAUGAUUCUCCCCGUUAG